CUCAGGAAUCCGACCGCAAGAAUCCUGCUCGACUCGAUUGACAAUCGCCCUAUCUUCAUAUUUAGACGGCAACUCGAAAAAAGCUCCAUUUGAGUUUGUAGAAGUUUCCAAAGAAGAGACACCUUAUCGACUCUUAUUGAUUUUUCCUUAUUUUGCGCUUAAUUGUUUGGAGUUUAGCAGAAUGUCUCUUGCCAGCAUCCUACCGGACGACUCUGCGUUUGACAAUUUCAAGGAGCAGUGUUUGUCCACCAGUGGAAAUUGGCACAAUAAGUACGACAAACACGGGAUGCAAGUAUGGAUGGAAAUCCCGAAGGACAAAGGAAACAGUUCUGGGUCGAAAGUGCACAAACUCAAGUGCAAAAUGACAAUCAAUGACGUCUCUGCAUCCACUAUGUACGACGUCAUCCACGACAGCGAGUACCGGAAGACGUGGGACCCCAACAUGGAGGAGAGCUAUGACAUCGCCCGUGUCUCCGAGUGCGCCGACCUCGGCUACUACUCAUGGCGUUGUCCAAAGCCGAUCAAGAAUCGGGAUGUUGUGACCCUGCGCUCGUGGCGAGUGACAAAGGACGAAUACCUCAUCAUCAAUUUCUCAGUCAAACAUCCGAAACACCCUCCUAAGAGUAACUUGGUACGAGCCGUUUCCAUCCUCACCGGCUAUUACAUCAAGCCCACAGGACCCAACAGCUGCAUUUUUAUUUAUCUCUCACAAGCCGACCCCAAAGGUUCUCUUCCAAAGUGGUUGGUAAACAAAGCUUCCGAAGUCCUAGCACCAAAGGUGUUGAGGUGUGUGCACGAGGCGGGUCAGGGGUAUUCCAAGUGGAAGGAGCAGAACCGUCCAGAUCACAAGCCGUGGCUGUACCCCGAUCAGUGCACGCUACCCAAGAUGAACCCAGCCGAGCUGGCCAUCCAGCGGGGCGACUCGCUGGAGAACGUGGACGAGAGCGCCAUACAGGAUGAAAGUUGACAGAUAUCGGGGAUGGUUGGCAUGGUUACUUAUUUGAAAUCACCUCAAGUGUACAAAUAAGCUCAAUGUGUCUUUUUUUAUUAUUAUUUUACUUUCUUCAUAAUGCAGCUAAUCUGUUGAACGUUGUUACUGCACGUCUUUUUUUUUUACUGCAGGUUUUUUUGUCAAGCUUUUUUCUGUGCUCACAUACAAAGUUAAUUGUUUAAAGCAGGGGUGGGCAAUCGUUUGACUUGCGGGCCGAAUUGGGUUUUAGAUUUGGACCAGGAGAAGAUGGAUGUAGUGUUUGUGUGAAGUAAUAGAUAUUACAUGUAAAGGUCAUUGCAUAAAAGGUUUGGGCCUUUAGUAGGUAGUAAAGCAUGGAUAUAUUCCCAACAAGGUUUUUUUGAAAACAAAUGCAUUUAUUAACAGCAUUAAACAAAAAUAACAUUA
Messenger RNA from Syngnathus typhle (broad-nosed pipefish), 1396 nucleotides. RefSeq names its product START domain containing 14 (gene stard14). NCBI's taxonomy places the organism in Eukaryota, Metazoa, Chordata, Actinopteri, Syngnathiformes, Syngnathidae. The transcript is spliced from 6 exons. The record is from RefSeq and is a predicted model, not a curated record. Bases 182 to 967 code for a protein of 261 amino acids. Gene Ontology annotation, molecular function: lipid binding.